Aethalodelphis obliquidens (Pacific white-sided dolphin) is the source of this 997-nucleotide messenger RNA. RefSeq lists its product as uncharacterized. The record is from RefSeq and is a predicted model, not a curated record. The transcript has 5 exons. The coding region runs from base 1 to 978 and encodes 325 amino acids. NCBI's taxonomy places the organism in Eukaryota, Metazoa, Chordata, Mammalia, Artiodactyla, Delphinidae.
AUGGUGGGCGCGGGACGCCGGGCCCGCGUCACGCCGAACAGCGGGCAGGGCGCGCGGCGCCCUCCAUCCACGCCCGGCCGGGGCGCGGCGCGGCGGCGGCGGGCGCGGGGACCGCCGGCCGAGGGAGGGACGAGAAAACGACAGGCUGGUGGCACGGGCGGCGCAGUCGGCGGCACAGGUAGCUCAGGUCCAAGGGAACCAGAUGUAAACGGCAGUGCCGGGCUUGAGCAGAACCCACCCUCCUUGGCCUGCGGAUUAAAGUUGGCUGGGUCUUCUUUUAAAAAACUCAAUCGAAAGAACAGGCUGCAUGUGUCGAGGCUCGACGCGGUGGCUGGGAGCGCGGCCGCCUGCGACUGUGGCCUGGAUUCGCGGGAACUGAGUCUCGGGUCACCGCGGGGAGCGCUCGGCUGCGCCCCGGGCCGCCAGGCCUCCUCUCUCCGAGAGCAGGGACCUAGAUGCUUCGCUCACGGUCGUGGAGGGCGUUCAGGCCUGUGGAGCGUCUCGGUCCGGACGUACGCUUGGCUUCUGUUGCUUUCAGUUGCCCUCCAAGCUGGAUUUAAAGAGAAGGGCCGGCACGCAGGGCCAACCGGUGGCCGAUGCCUUUGGAACAAGUCGGCGUGGACAUGCACGUUUCAAGGAGCUGUGGUUUCCUGGAGGCCAAGCUCUGGGAAACGGCAGAAACGCGCGCGGGCUUGGGCUCCGGGUCCUCCCCGGAAAGGGGCGGCGGCGCAGGCCAAGGCGCCCUCCACCUCCGUCCUGGGGCUCCCGGGAGCCGGGCAGGCUGAGCGGCGACGCGGCCCGAAGUCGUGCGCGCGGGCGGCGAGGGGGCGCUGUGGCCCGCAGCUGCCGCCUCGUCCCCAUCGCGGUGGCCCCGGCGCUGUCCCCGGCCACCGACGGGCGGCGGGCUUCCCGACCUGCCUCCUCCCACGUCGGUUUGAUUCGGGGAAGAAGGACAAUAACCCUGGAGCAUUUCAAUAAAACCUGAGUCUCGCUCGAC